CCUUGCGCGGUGUUGGUGAGUGCGGGCCCCGGUCGUUUUGGUGCGUCGAGUGUUUUUGUAUGGUGGAGCAGGAGCGAGUCCUUUGGGCCGGAAGCCCCCAGUCCAACCCGAAGCCGAAUCCCCCGAACGUGACCCGUUCGCCCCGAUCCGCGGCGCCGCGAGCCGCGAGUUUCCCCAGCGAGAGCCCAGCCGCCACCCUGGCCGCCGCCCAGGUCCACCACCGCCCCAGGGUGAUCCCUUCGUUCGUGCCCCAACCGCGGACCAUUAAAAUCUCGCCGAUUAAAACGGAACAUGUUCACGAGGAUAUGACUAUGACGGAGCUGUCACAAAGUAAGAACUAACUCACCAUUGCAUUUCUAUUCGACUUCUAGUUCUUUCCCCACUUCUUUCACCUCCCCCGUGUUUUUGCUCCCUACACUCUCAACUCUCAGUUCGUCUCGGCCAGAUCGCUCAGCACGAGAAAACGGGGACCGUCACCGAUCUUGUUUGUGUCUCGGCACACUGUGGUGUAGUUCUUUUGCCACCUUUUCUGUGUUGACGCGCUCUUAUUCCACGGCCACCAUGCGAAAUUUGCUCGGGAAUAAAAGGCCGAGUCGAUGUAUGGGGUGCGGAGAUCAAAUUUAUGACCAAUAUAUUUUAAGGGUAGCUCCAGAUAUGGAAUGGCACGCUAAGUGCCUGAAAUGUGUGGAGUGUCAACAAUAUCUAGACGAAAACUGUACCUGCUUCGUUCGAGAAGGCAAGACUUAUUGUAAAAGAGAUUAUGUUAGGUUAUUCGGUACAAAAUGUGAUAGGUGCAAUUUAUGUUUUAGUAAAACGGAUUUCGUGAUGAGAGCCAAAUCGAAAAUUUAUCAUAUAGACUGCUUUAGGUGUAGUGCGUGUGAACGGCAUUUAACGCCGGGUGAUGAGUUCGCGUUAAGAGAGGAUGGACUGUUUUGUAAAGAAGACCACGAAGUGCUCGAAAAAGCUACCAACGGUGAAAACAAUAAUAAUAGCACGAAUAUUAAUAAUAACAGUUUACAUAACAACGAAGGAUCCAAUUCUGAUUGUUCUGAGAGCGGGUCGAGCAAAGGGCGGGACUGCCUGGGGCGGAGUGGGGGGUCGACGAAGGUGUCGUCGGACGGGAAGCCGACGCGGGUGCGGACGGUGCUGAACGAGAAGCAACUGCACACGCUGCGGACCUGCUACUCGGCCAACCCGAGGCCCGACGCCCUCAUGAAGGAGCAGUUGGUCGAGAUGACCGGCCUCAACCCGCGGGUCAUCAGAGUCUGGUUCCAGAACAAAAGGUGCAAGGACAAAAAACGGGCCAUCGCAAUGAAGCAGCAGAUGCAGCAGGAAAAGGACGGAAGGAAGAUGGGUUACGGGAGCAUGCAAGGGAUACCGAUGGUGGCGUCAAGUCCGGUGCGGCACGAAAGCCCCAUCGGGAUGAACCCAAUCGAAGUGCAAUCUUAUCAACCACCAUGGAAAGCCUUAUCAGAUUUCGCCUUGCAUACAGACUUAGAUCGACUAGACCCCUCCGCUCCGCCCUUCCAGCACUUGGUAAGCCAGAUGCAUGGUUAUGAUGCUCACCACGGAGGCCCGCCAGCGCCCCCCUCGCUUUUGGACCUGGGGCCGCCCCCGGGGGACAUGGCCCACCCGGACUCCACCGAUUCCUACGUCACAUAUUUGGAAAGCGACGAUAGUCUUCAUCACGAUGCGCCCAGUCCAUAACGGACAUUAUACUGGCCCGUUCAGCAUAUUUCAGACAACGCCACCAUCCGAACCUCCUGAAACCUGGAACAGCGACUGCUAGGCCUGAAAUCGAGUUGUAAAAGUAGCUCACUUUCCAUCGAGAGAUUAUUUAUCUCGUUCUCAAAUUUGUACAACAGCUCAUUAAAAAUUUCAGGCAAGCAGUCAAAUAUAACACUCAGUCUGAGUUGGACCAUUGUUAGCGCGAGAGGAAACUCGCUGAAUAUUAUUGAUUGAAUAUAGCUACCCUCAUUUCCAGUUGAUAUAGAUAGUUUCUCUUAAAUGAAUUACUUAUUUUCUUGUUUUCGGUUGUUUUUGUAAAUAUCUAUUGUCAUACGUACAUAUAAUUUAUUUAUUAUUUGUAAAUCAAUUUAUUUGAGCCCUUCUCCGAAUAACAUAGAUGAGUUCUUUAAACAAAAUAUGUGAUAGAAAUCGAUUAAAACUUGUAAAUGUUUGUUUUAAUUAAUUAUUGUACAUAAAAAGUUGCUACCUAAUUUUAAGGGAAAAAAUCAAAUUUCAUAAUUAAAUUAAAUUGAAUCGAAA
Bemisia tabaci is the source of this 2268-nucleotide messenger RNA. It is a transcript of the gene tup, whose product is annotated as LIM1_Isl and LIM2_Isl domain-containing protein tup. The record is from RefSeq and is a predicted model, not a curated record. Gene Ontology annotation, biological process: neuron fate specification; positive regulation of transcription by RNA polymerase II; axonogenesis. Gene Ontology annotation, molecular function: DNA binding; DNA-binding transcription factor activity, RNA polymerase II-specific. NCBI's taxonomy places the organism in Eukaryota, Metazoa, Arthropoda, Insecta, Hemiptera, Aleyrodidae.